AUGUCCGCGGCGCAGGGGCGGGCCUCGGGGGCGACGGCUCAGCCAAUGGGCGUGGCGGGAGCGGCUGAGGCAGAGGCGGCCCGGCCGGAGCGGCUCCUGAGGCGAUUCUCGGCGGGCGGCGAUGGCGGCGCCUCGUCUCCCUUCCCGGGCCCGCCGUCGCUGCUGAGCGGGCCGGCCAUGGCCAAGAGCCGCGGCGCGGGCGAGGGAGGCGGCGACGGGCGGGCGGCCUCCGGCGGCGUCCACGCCAACGGCAUGGGCUCGGCGCCCCGCGCCCCGCUGGCUGAGGGCGACGACGACGACGAGGCGGCGUCGGCGUCGGGGGCGGCGGGCGAGAUGGACUCGCGGAGCUCGCUGGGCGGCGGCAGCCUCAGCAGCGACGGCGAGCGGCGCGUCGACAAGUUCGGCUUCCUGGUGGCCGACGGCGGCGACGGAGCCGGGCAGGAGGCGCCGCUGGAGGAGGUGCCCCUGGAGGUGCUGAGGCAGAGGGAGUCCAAGUGGCUGGAUAUGCUUAACAACUGGGACAAAUGGAUGGCGAAGAAGCACAAAAAGAUCCGGCUGAGAUGCCAGAAGGGGAUCCCACCGUCUCUGCGGGGCCGGGCAUGGCAGUACCUCUCGGGAGGCAAAGUCAAGUUGGAGCAGAACGCUGGAAAAUUUGAUGAGCUGGACGUGGCACCGGGAGACCCCAAGUGGCUGGAUGUGAUUGAGCGCGAUCUCCACAGGCAGUUUCCAUUCCACGAAAUGUUUGUUGCUCGUGGAGGCCACGGGCAGCAGGAUUUGUUCCGGGUCCUGAAGGCCUACACGCUCUAUCGGCCGGAGGAGGGCUACUGCCAGGCUCAGGCUCCCAUUGCUGCAGUGCUGCUAAUGCACAUGCCGGCAGAGCAAGCCUUUUGGUGCCUUGUGCAGAUCUGUGAGAAGUACCUUCCUGGCUACUACAGCGAGAAGCUGGAGGCCAUCCAACUGGACGGGGAGAUCCUCUUCUCCCUGCUGCAUCGGGUCUCUCCCGUGGCUUACAAGCACCUGAGCAAGCAGAAGAUCGACCCCAUCCUGUACAUGACGGAGUGGUUCAUGUGCGCGUUCUCCCGGACCCUGCCCUGGAGUUCCGUGCUGCGGGUCUGGGACAUGUUCUUCUGCGAAGGCGUCAAGAUUAUCUUCCGCGUGGGCCUGGUGCUGCUGAAACACACCCUGGGUUCUUCCGAGAAGCUCAAGUCCUGCCAGGGGCAGUAUGAGACCAUGGAGAGGCUGAGGGCGCUGAACCCCAAGUUCAUGCAGGAGACUUUCCUUGUUCAAGAGAUCAUAGAGUUGCAGGUGACGGAGCGUCACAUCGAGCGGGAGCACCUGAUCCAGCUGAAGAAGUGGAAGGAGACCCGCGGGGAGCCGCAGUGCAAGUCCCCUCCCCGCUUCCACGGCGCCAAGGCCAUCAGCGACGCUGAGCCCUGCUCCCGCAAGGCCUUGGAGCCCUCCCCCUCCAUCAUCCUGCCCCCGGGCGCCACCCUCUCGCCCAAGGGCCGCAAGAGCAAACUGCCCAAGGGGGUCAAGAAAGAGGGCCAAGGGAAGGGCAGCCUGGACAACGGGCCCAUCCCCGAAGAAAACGGAUCUCAGACUUUGCCGGAGUCCUCCCUCCUCCGCCACCAGUCCAAGGAGAGCCUCAGCUCUCGGGAGAGCGAGGACACUUACCUGUAAAGCUCACGAUUGCACAUUCCAGGCCACCCACCCAGGCCUGCUCCCGCAGUUGGUCUUGUCGGCCGGACUGUGCCAGGGUAGGGGCAGGAAGCUGGGAUGCUGGGGGUAUCUGCUGUUUCCAUGCGGGCACUCGGGACGCACGUCACGGUGUCCCGCACGCGCCCGGUUGCCAAGGGGAAAGGAACCGAAUACGCCUUUGGCGUCUUGGGUAGGGAGUUCUGAAGAGCGAACGUGCUGUCGAGCUCUGCUGCAGGGGAGUCUUCACGGGUGCGCGGUGGCGGUGUGGCACUCUCAGCGUGGAGUUCGCGAGUAUAGAAACACAGGGGCUUUUUGUGUGUGUGUGUGUGUGCUGCACGCACCACCCCCGCUUCGCAAAUGCUGCUUGGCACAGGCUGGCGAGCAUUCUGCCGGGAAUAAACAGGAGCCGGGGUGACGGCUGGCUCCACCCACGCUGUCCCCCUCUGUCCCAGUGGACGGGGCCGCGUUCAUUCCUCGAUCUCCUGACGCAAUCGCUGGCUCUUCUGUUAGUGCAAUCAAGGCUGCUCAGGGCGUGCCCUGUAUCCAGGGGGGCAGCUGUGCUGCUCCGUUUGACGUUACUUUCCCGCUAGCCUUUCCAGGCCUUCGUUCCUCACAGUUACGUUCUCCAGGUGAGCUUCUUGGGUGCAGGGCAGUUACUCUGCGUUGCUCUGGGUCGGCCUUGGCAAUCCUUUAAGCUUGGAGGGGCCUAGCCCCCCUCCUCAGGUGCUUCCAUUUUUUCCUGCCCCUUACACGGGAACAAUCCGAUGGCCUGCUGGAUUUGUCCUUCAUCCUAUUACUCACACGGCCAAUUAUGACACAUACCCUAUAGCAGAGGAAGAACUCACCCAAGGAAUGUUCCCGCCGACGGCGGAGAUCAUAAAGUGCAGAGCUCUGAGGUGUAUCUGCAGCUACUCUUGCUUUCUUGACCAAAUUGUCAUGUUUACAAUGCUAUAUCACAACCUUCCCCACCACCCCCAGCCUGGCGCUCUCCAGAAGACUUGGACUCCGACUGCUAUCAUCCCCUGCCAGCAUGAACUGGGGAUGAUGGGAGUUGCAGUCCAACUUUUUUUGGGGGGGAGGGCGUCACAUAGGGAGAAGGUUGCUGUAUCACUAAAUUCAUCCAUUUCGGGACCAGCUUUUCUUUCGUUGCAGAAAUCUGACAUUUGGACUGGCUUCAGUGGGGUGUGGGUUCCGACGUGCCUUGUCCUAGGUGCGAGUCCCGGCUCAAGCUGACCGUCGGCGCCUCUGCUCUGGUUUUCCACCGGCUCCCAUCCCCACAGCAGCCGGUUUCCCGACACUAAAGGUCACUUUCGUUGCUUGGCCUCCCAGUCUUCAGGUGAUGGCAGCAAUGCUGAGUUGGACUCGCCCCCCCCCCCCGCCGUUGGUGAAGUGAAAGUUGAGCCCUGAACGGCCAGAGGGCAAAGGGGGCUGAUUGCUGCCACCCUUCACUGUCAGGCCCCACCCAUAAAACCACAGGUUCCACAGCCCUGCCACCACCCAUCUUCUUUGUAGCCUGUUACAAGCUGAGAUUGGACCUUCCUUCCCCAUUUUGAAGGCGGUGGUUGCCAACAGCUUCAUCCCUAUCCGAAGCAAAGAUCUGGGAUCCUCUGCGGUUUAUGAAGGAGGCUCAAGAAUACUUUCCCCCUCCUGCAGCCCUGUCAACAGUAUCUAGGAUUGGGGCUGGGAGGAGCACAAUGCCACUUCUUGCUGCCAACUUUACCGAUGGCCCACAGCGCCAACGCAGGGGUGUAUGUCCGGGGGGACGGGUGGGGGACGGGACUCUUCACAGUACCAGACUGUGACUGACGGGUGGGUUUCGUGUGUGUGUGUGUGUUUUAAGAAAAGAAAAUCAGUUGCUGAAAUAGUUUUGUACAAAAGGCGAAAUAAACCAGAAUUAUGUAAA
Messenger RNA from Elgaria multicarinata webbii, 3601 nucleotides. It is a transcript of the gene TBC1D10A, whose product is annotated as TBC1 domain family member 10A. Bases 1 to 1680 code for a protein of 559 amino acids. Lineage: Eukaryota; Metazoa; Chordata; Lepidosauria; Squamata; Anguidae. The transcript has 9 exons. The record is from RefSeq and is a predicted model, not a curated record.